AAGCUGGCAGAGACGGCCGGAUGGCGAGCGAGGGGAGGGAUCAGGCUGUGAUAUCGCUUGAUAGUGACCGUUAGUUGUCCUGCCACUACUCCUGGUGGUGGGAGAGGCAUAGCUAUAACUUGCUAUAACUUGACUCUACAUGUAUACGCACGCUCAAUGACACUCUACACCUGCAUCACAUCCGUAAAUAUGCCAUCUCAUGCAUAAACGAGGUGUCUUUGCCUGCAUCGUCGCUUUUCAUCUCGAAAAAUGCAAUGAUUAGCUCAGCAUCUCGAAAAGGACAUAUAUGUUCAGGCUGUCCUUCCUUCCACCCCCUAGCUGCCCCUCCCCUUGCUCCCAAAUUCGCUGAUCAACUAGUUAGGUUACUCCGUAUUUAUGGCACGCCGUACGGAGCGGUCACCCUCUGCCUUCUUUGCUUGCCCCAAGGCAUGGUCAUUGUAUAGUAUUAGUGCUCCGAGAUGAUUCCGAUAUUCAGCUCCAGCAUGUCGACUCGAAAUCCCUGCAAGCCACAUCCGUCAUCCCGUCCUGUCUAUGAGGCAAGAGAGACGAUAACAUAUGUGGAUAAUAAGGACCCCCAGGCUCUGUUGAUCAUUGAUGAUCCUCAGCAUGCUUCAUAUACAACUCCACAUUUGAUAGCUGCCAUUUCCAGUUUACUGCUAAGCAGCGAAGUACAUAAGUAUCUGUCGAAAGAAUUCCAGGAUGUUAUGUAUACACCCCCUAUAGCAGGGACUUGAUAUCAGUCCCUAUACGAUAUAUUAGAUAUAUCAGCUAGCCCAUAUCUCCUAGAUCUUAAGAUCUUCUAGGACACGUAGAUCAAUAUUCUAGGUAGACUUGAUUUCAGGAGUAGGUACCAACUUAUAUAACAUGAUGAUCUUAUAGCUAUCAAAUGGGAAGUAUCAGAGUUGCAAAUACGUAUAAGAGAAUGGAGUAACUGGCCCGGAGGGUUAUAUAAUGGUAACUAUCAAGCAGUGCAACUCCCCAUUAUUAUUACUAGACUGAUUGUCUACCCUCAUGUUAGAAAUCAUGGUUUCUCCGUGAUGGAGCUGUAAUGAGACCCUGCUCGGGAUCCAAGACUACCCCUGAAUCAUUUAGCAGCUGCUGGAGAGAUUCCUCCAGGGAGUCAGUGGGGCCGCCGUUCACUCUUAUUCUAAUGUUUAAAUCCUUCUAAGGGUAAGGAAGAGAUAGUAAGUUUUAUUUCGAACCUGGAUGUAUUCACAGUGUAUACUUUUGUAAGGGCUAAUGUAACUCUAGUCUAGGACUCUCUGUGCAUCGUCUCAAUGGGUGACAUGAUUCAUGGAUUUCAUAAGAAUAGAAAUAUAAAAGUAAGCUUCCCUUUCACUUUGGGGGAGAGACUUCGCAUUGGUCCCAGUUGCCGUUGGACCUUGCGUAGGUCAAUCCAUUGAUAAAGUCAUCCAGCUUGCAUCGUCCAAGGAAGUCGGUGUGACAACCUUGAAGGGGGAUGACACGAUCGUUGAGCAAGACACGGACGUACUCUUGCUUAGCUGAUGGAGAGUGGUCACACACCAUCUUCUCAAAAUAAGCUCUGGCACCGAAUGGAAUGGUCCAGGAGGCAGAGUAGCCGGAAGCAUCGGCAGGGUCGGUGAUUUCGGUUGGGGAAAGAGGCUUGGUGGCGUUGAAAAGGCCCAUGGCGGUGAAGAUGACUGUCAUGCUGUUGUCGUGGCUAAAAUCAGCGUAGAGUGGCAGACCGAGUGGGAAGGUCUUGGGGUUGUCGUCUAGUUCGUGAUCAACGGUUGUGUUGUCUCGGACAGGCGAAUUGGUUAGUCGGGCAAUGAGUUCGUUGACAUAGCCGAUUCCGGGAGCAGGGCCAAAGGAGUUCCCAGGUCCGUGGCCGUAAAACUUGCCCAGUGUCUCAAGGUAGUCAUAGUGACGGAACUCUUCGUGUGAGAAGAGAUGGCAGAAUGGAGAGAGCUUGCUUGCAUCCGGAGUGCGGGCUACAGUGUCAAAGGGGCACAUGGCCAUCAGACUCUUGAUGUCUCCAAUCUUGAUGUUGGCUCCUGGUAGCUUCUUGUUGACUCUGUCCACAAUAGGCUGGGUAAAUGUGCUGCGGAACUGGUCGGUAACCUUGUCCGCCGUCUUGUCGUUAUCAAAUGCAUCACAGCCUUGGGGAGCAAUUGGGUUCUUCCGGCGAUCCUCUUCGCUAAUGAUGAGAUCGAGCUUGGUGGCCCCGCCUUUCUCACUUCCUUUAGCCUUAUUGAAGCCCUCCACAAACUUGUGGGCUGAAGCAACCACCCGCUCAGAGCCUGCGGAUCGGACAAAGACCUUGGAGUCCUUAGUCAAGCCCUGGUACCGUUGGAGGAACUUGAUGCCAGAGUCAUACAGCUGGCUCUCGCCAAAGGGAGUCAGGUCAUCAGCUCCAAGGGUAUACUUGUAGUCUUUUAGGAAAGCAAACUCGUCCUUGAACUCGGUGGCAUCUUCCUGGAUACGCUUAAUCAGAGCAGAGUAGGUGGCGCUCUUGUCUGCUGUAGGGAACCGGGCGCCAUGGCGCUGAAGAGAUUGCGCGAAGGUGAUCUUGCAGCCCGGAGGAAUAGCUGACGAGAUGACAGAGCGUCCUUCCAGAGAGAAGUAAGGGGAAUACUGGCCCCAAAACUGAGAGUACUGCGGGAAACAGCCAUA
This is a messenger RNA of Trichophyton rubrum CBS 118892, 2634 nucleotides long. RefSeq lists its product as uncharacterized. The record is from RefSeq and is a predicted model, not a curated record. The transcript has a single exon. Lineage: Eukaryota; Fungi; Ascomycota; Eurotiomycetes; Onygenales; Arthrodermataceae. The coding region runs from base 1973 to 2392 and encodes 139 amino acids.